This is a messenger RNA of Morchella sextelata, 249 nucleotides long. RefSeq lists its product as uncharacterized. The coding region runs from base 1 to 249 and encodes 82 amino acids. The record is from RefSeq and is a predicted model, not a curated record. Lineage: Eukaryota; Fungi; Ascomycota; Pezizomycetes; Pezizales; Morchellaceae. The transcript has a single exon.
AUGCUUGGAAUCCAUCGAACUCUCCUAAUUUUAGCCACAGAGAAGCGAGGACUGGCCAGAGAUAUCACCAUUGUCAUCUGCAGGAGCACUCACAUGCCUUUACUUACUCUCGCCGCACCAGAAGCUGGGACUGAUAUCUAUGUCGAACUCACACCCGGGAUGUGGGUAAAGUUGUUCUUAAAAGCGGGACUGGAAACUGGGGACCAGAAUCUCAAAGGCAUCUGCGAUUUGAAGGAAGGUGGAAAUUGA